UCCCACCUGCGCUGGCGCUCAAAGCGGGAGUCUUUCCUUUGUCUAGACUCAUCUCUUCGACUGUGUCGGCAUGUGCAUUUCAACUUGCCCAUACUUCUUCUUUUUCCUCUUCUUCUUCUUUCAUCAUCAUGCUGUCGCGUCCGACUAAAGCUGUGCUUAGCCAGACAGAGUCGAAGAAGACCACCAAGAAGAAGAAAACUAGCGCAAAGCGCAAAGCGGUUGAGGAUUCUACAGAGAACGGGAAGCAGAUCAAGAAGCCAAGGCUACGAGUAAAUAGCCAUGAGGACUCAACUGAUUCUGCAACAAAGCGACGAGAUCAAUCGAAAUCAUUCGUUAAACAUGCAUCAUCUGCCGUAUCUUCGCGACACUCCCUGAUUGCAAGACUGAAAGCUUCACAUAAGCCAACGGGUGCCUCUCCGACAACGUUCAAAAAACCAAUGCUGCCUUCACACACCACUCAAACACCGUUGACCCCGACGAAGCCGAAGAAGAGACUUGUAGAGACACAGAAACGGUCGCACACCCCGAGGGAUGCGACGAGACCUCUCCACAAUGAUGUCUUCUCCCAAAUGCCAUUGUCGCCACCGAUACUCUACGAAGCCGACGAAAUGGAUGAUUGGUCACAGGACACUCCAGCUGUGGCAGCGAUACUGUCGAGCAACAGCAAACCUUUCCCCGCAUCGCCAAACGCAGAAUCAACAGCUAUAUCCGGUCAUGCAGAUUGCGAUGAUGUGGCGCAUGAGAAACGGGUGGGAGAUUCGCAGACUGCAAAAAGUGAUCCCUUCAGCCG
Messenger RNA from Bipolaris maydis ATCC 48331, 790 nucleotides. RefSeq lists its product as uncharacterized. Lineage: Eukaryota; Fungi; Ascomycota; Dothideomycetes; Pleosporales; Pleosporaceae. The record is from RefSeq and is a predicted model, not a curated record.